GGCUUCUGGGCACGAAGCGUAGGCGUGGAGUGUCCCGGGCCUCUUGCGGACUUGGCCCGAGGGUAAACGAGAGGGCACGCCCACCAAGGAGCAGUGCUGGCAAGAUUCCCACAGAGGAGGCGGCUGGAGCUUCAAGAUGUUGGCAAGGCCAAAGCCAGGAGAGUCUGAGGGGGACCUGCUACGCUUCCAGAGUCAGUUUCUGGCAGCUGGAGCAGCCCCAGCGGUGCAGUUGGUGCAAAAAGGAAGCCGGGGCAGGGGAGAUGCUCCCUCGAGGGAUUUGGUAAUGCUGGAUGAUCUUCCUGAUGUGCCCCCAGCUUUGGUGCCUGCUCCUGCAAAGAAAGCCAGGCCCAGCGUCAGGGGGUCCCUGCCUGCCCCCGAGGAUCCCGAGGAGAGUCUGAACAGGCAUGAUCAGCACAUCACUGCCGUCUUGACCAAGAUCAUUGAACGAGAUACAAGUUCAGUGACUGUGAAUCUGCCCAUGCCCAGCGGUGUGGCUUUCCCUCCUGUGUUCCAUCGCUCGCAGGAAAGACAGGGGAAGCCAGCAGCAUCUGGUAAGAGAAGUAUCUUUGCCCAGGAAAUCGCGGCAAGGAGAGUGUCUGAAGCCAGGCUGUCACCCCAAAGUGACACCAAGUCCACGCUGGCCCCAGCGCAGGGUACUGUGACCUUUCAAGAGUCACCUUCAGGAAAGCAGAGCUGCCAGCUUCCAAACAGCCCCAACUUCCAGGGACCUCACCUGGUCACAGGCACCGGGCUCAGAAGCCAGGAGGCCAAGCAGGAGGCCCAGACCAUCCAUGAAGAGAACAUAGCACGACUCCAAGCCAUGGCACCUGAGGAGAUCCUGCAGGAGCAGAGGCUCUUGCUGGCACAGCUCGAUCCCAGUCUGGUCGCCUUCUUGAAAUCUCGUAGAUGCGCCAAGGAGCAACCAACGAAGAUGACCAAGGAGGAACAGCAGCCCGAGGGAUCCUCGACAGCAGUCACUGAGAAGGAGCCCAGGAAAGAAGACGGACUGCAACCAAGUACCCCAGCUCCGGCACUGCCUGUGACGCCCCACAAGGAGUGGCUGCACAUGGACACAGUGGAGCUGGACAAGCUACACUGGACCCAAGACUUGCCCCCACUUCGGCAACAGCAGACCCAGGAGCGCAUGCAGGCCCGGUUCAAUCUCCAAGGAGAGCUACUGGCCCCCGAUGCUGACCUGCCCACCCACCUAGGCCUGCACCACCAUGGGGAGGAGGCUGAGAGAGCGGGGUAUUCCCUGCAGGAGCUCUUCCACCUGACACGCAGCCAAGUGUCCCAGCAGAGAGCCCUGGCGCUACAUGUGCUGGCCCAGGUCAUCAGCAGGGCCAGGGCCGGAGAAUUUGGGGACCGCCUGGUGGGCAGUGUCUUGCGCCUCCUUUUGGAUGCUGGCUUCCUUUUCCUGCUGCGCUUCUCACUGGAUGACCGAGUAGAUGGGGUCAUUGCUGCUGCCCUUCACGCUCUUCGGGCUCUGCUUGUGGCCCCUGGAGAUGAGGAGCUCCUAGACAGCGCCUUCUCCUGGUACCAUGGAGCACUGGUGUUUCCUCUGAUGCCCAGCCAGGAGGACCAGGAUGCUGAGGACGAGGAUGAAGAGCUGCCAGUGGAAAAGGCAAAGAAGGGCCCAGGGGAGGGUACUCGGCCUCCAUCUGAUCUGGCCCGACAUGAUGUCAUCAAGGGGCUGCUGGCCACCAACCUGCUGCCCCGGUUGCGCUAUGUGCUGGAGGUGACUCUCCCAGCUCCCUCUGUUGUCCUUGACAUCCUGGCCGUGCUCAUUCGUCUGGCUCGACAUUCUUUGGAGUCAGCCACAAGGGUCUUAGAGUGCCCUCGGUUGAUAGAGACUGUGGUUCGAGAGUUUCUACCCACUAACUGGGUUCCAGUGGGGGCCGGUCCUGCCCCCAAUCUACACCGAGUGCCCUGUGCUUCUGCCAUGAAGCUGCUCCGUGUCUUGGCCACGGCUGGCAGGAACAUUGCUGCCCGACUGUUGAGCAGCUUUGAUCUCCGGAGCCGUCUAUGCCGCUUUCUGGCCGAAGUGCCUCAGGAACUGGCCCUGCCUGAGGAGGAAGCAGAGAUGCUGAACACUGAAGCCCUUCGCUUCUGGGCUGUGGCUGCCUCCUAUGGCCUGGCCAGAGACCUGUACAGGGAGCUAUAUCCCAUCCUGGUGCGGGCCCUGCAGACCAUUCCUCGGGAGCUGGCCGCCCAGCCCCCGAAGCCCCUGGCCAUGCAGCGUGUUGCUUCACUGCUCACCACCCUCACUCAGCUGACCCUGGCUGCCAGUGACCCUGCACCCAGCAGGAAUAAUACUGCUGAGGCCAGCCCUUCUCCGCUCUCCUGGACGCAGGUGUGCGGCCUCCAGCCUCUGGUGGAGCCGUGUCUCAGACAGGCCUUGGAGUCUCUGCCUAGGCCCGAGGAGUGGCACACACUGGGCCCAGUGCCUGUCGCUUGCCUGCUCUUCCUUGACGCCUACUACCAGGCCUGGAGCCAGCAACCCAGCAUAUGCUCAGAGGAUUGGCUUCAGGACAUGGAACGCGUGUCAGAGGAUCUGCUAAGGCCCCUGUUGUGCCAGCCCUCGCUGGCCCGCCUGUGCCAGGACCUUCGACGCUGUUCCCCUCUCUGCAACCCACAGUCCUGUGUGCCGGGCCCUGAGGUGCUCCUGAGCCUCCCAUCUCUGAGCUGCGCUGGAGGCUACCUACCCCUCAGCCUGCUAGGUUCCACCUCACCCUUCCCGUUCCUCACGGCCCUCCUCGCUCUCUGCAGCACCUUGACCCGCAUCCACAAGGGGUUGUGUGGCCAGCUGGCUGCCCUGCUGGCUGCCCCCGGACUCCAGGACUACUUUCAGCAGUGUGUGACCCCCAUGCCUGCUCCACAGCUCACCCCCUUCUCGUCAUGGGCUCUGCACCAUGAGUACCACCUACAGUACCUGGCACUUGUCCUGGCCCAACGAGCCGCCACAUUCCAGGCAGUGUCCGCACCCAGUGCUGCCCUCCUUCACCACCUGGCCUUGGCCCUACUGAGCCGGCUGCUGCCUGGAAGCGAGCAUCUCUCCCACGAGCUGCUGCUGAGCUGCGUGUUCCGGCCCGAGUUCCUCCCGGAAAGAGCAUCUGGAGGUCCGGAGGCAGCUGAUUUCUCUGAUCAGCUCUCCUUGGGGAACAGCCAGGAUCUUGGGAGUGGACGAGGGGCUCUUCUCACUCAGGCCUGCCAGGACCUUCCCAGCAUUCGCAGCUGCUACCUUGCCCACUGCUCCUUAGCCCGAGCCAGCCUGCUCGCCUCCCAAGCCAUCCACCGAGGGCAGCUGCAGCAGGUGACCAGUCUGAUGCUACCAGUGUCCAAGGAGCCGCUGCUGCCCACCGACUGGCCGUUCCUGCCCCUGCUUCGCCUCUAUCACCAGGCCUCAGACCCCCGUUUGGGGAUCCCUCCCUCUGACACUAUGGGCACAGCCUGGCGAGCCCUGCAGUGGGUGCUCAUUCUGGAGAGCUGGCGCCCUCAGGUCCUCUGGGCUGUGUCUCCUGCCGCCCGCCUGGCACGGCUCAUGUGUGUGUUCUUGGUGGACAGUGAGCUGUUUCGGGAGACCCCCAUACAAAACCUGGUGGCAACCCUCGUGGCCCAGCUCUGCCAGCCUGAAGUCCUGCCAAAUCUCCAACUGGACUGCCCACUCGCUGGCCUGGCAUCUUUCCCUGACCUUUAUGCCAGCCUGCUGGAGCACUUUGAGGCCGUGUCGUUUGGGGAUCAGCUUUUUGGGACACUGGUCCUCCUUCCCCUGCAGCGUCGAUUCAGUGUCACCUUGCGCCUUGCCCUCUUUGGCGAGCACGUGGGAGCCUUGAGAGCCCUGGGCCUACCUCUGUCCAAGUUGCCUGUGCCCCUGGAAUACUACACCAGCCCCCCUGAGGACAGCCUGGCCCUUCUGCAGCUCUACUUCCGGGCUCUGGUGACCCACAUGCUCAGACCAUGCUGGUGCCCAGUGCUCUAUGCUGUGGCUGUGGCUCAUAUCAACAGCUUCAUCUUCUCCCAGGAUCCCAAGAGCUCGGAUGAAGUGAAGGCCGCCCGCAGGAGUAUGCUGCAGAAAACGUGGCUGCUGGCCGAUGAGGGGCCCCGGCAGCACCUCCUGCACUACAAACUCCCUAAUUCUGCCUGCCCGGAGGGCUUUGAGCUCUAUCCGCAGUUGCCCCCUGUGCGGCAGCAGUACCUGCAGAGCCUCACCUCAGAGAUGCAGCAGAAUGAGGCAUCAGAGCCAUUCCCGGUGAAGUGAGAGCACCAGUGUCUAGGACUUGCCCACAGAUGCCUACCCAGAUGGGCCAGAACACCAGAGAGAAGAGAUUUUUCUUCCUGGCAACAGGCCGAACUUCUCUGGACUUGCCCCAAUCCCCAGUUAGACCCUGAGAGCUGGAGUUCAGGGUCUGAGACCUUUGGGGUUUGUGCUGGGAGUGAAGGUGACAAGCAUUCAUCU
This is a messenger RNA of Suncus etruscus (white-toothed pygmy shrew), 4456 nucleotides long. It is a transcript of the gene RPAP1, whose product is annotated as RNA polymerase II associated protein 1. The coding region runs from base 137 to 4258 and encodes 1373 amino acids. Gene Ontology annotation, cellular component: nucleus. Gene Ontology annotation, biological process: transcription by RNA polymerase II. NCBI's taxonomy places the organism in Eukaryota, Metazoa, Chordata, Mammalia, Eulipotyphla, Soricidae. The record is from RefSeq and is a predicted model, not a curated record. The transcript has 25 exons.